CCUCGGGAUCUCCUUGUAUUUCUCACAAGAGCUCAUUGGGCGCGCAUGCAGGCGGACGCAACACUGCGCACUCCGUUAGGCUACAUACCAGAGUUCAGCGCAGCUCGAUCAACAUACAGCGGUAUUCAAGAGUCACAGCUGGACCUCAUCGAUAUAUUUUUAACAAUCCCCAAAGGUUAUCCGUUACCGUUUUCUGUGAAAACUUGUGCGUCGGUGAAGCCAUGUCCGAAGUGCUGCCAUACAACGAGGGAAACAUGAACGGGUACGGAGCGGACAGUGAAGUCGGUCAGAUAUCCUUCAGCUGUCGACUUCAAGACACCAAUUCGUUUUUCGGAACCUCGCAGUCUAAAAGGCCACCGAAACUCGGGCAAAUUGGCAGGGCAAAACACGUGGUCGUUGAAGAUGACCGAAUAGACGAUGUACUCAAAGGCAUGACGGACAAGUCAUCUCCCGGCGUGUAAACUUGAUCGUUUAUACCUCGUCGACCUUUUCUUUUAAUCACCGGUUUGAAGCACUUGUCGCCUGUGCAUGUGAACAGUGAACGAGAAGUGAAGAUGAUGGUACGGGUACAGUUCAGGAUGAAGAUGAGGGAGAUCAUUCUGGACAAUGGGUUGAAAUAGCGAGAUGUGAAGAUGCUGGCCAUUCUGAAACCCAUCCCAAAUCGGCGUUGUGAAGAAAGUUACCCACGAUUUCUGCUCAUUAGCCCUCUUGUCUUGUAGAAGUCACGGGUUCGAGUCUCAGAUUUCAUCACGCUGUUAUGAUGUGCGCGUGCAGGGAGCUGUCCACUUCAGCACCCGAUGCGCAACCUGAGUGCUUCUCAUCUUUUGCCGUCUUUCCAGAGAAAUAAGCUACAUUUAUAUAGCGCAUGGAAACUGGCAGAUGUAUGUAAUCGAGAGAUGGUUGAUUAAACGUUGUAUUAUUCAAUUACAGACUGAUUCACUGCCCCAUAUAGAUUUUAAAGCCAACAAAACCGCCAGCAGGCAUGAUGUGAAGAAGAAGAAACACAUGGAGUGAUAACAUCAAUCACGAGGGAAAUGAGGAGUAUAACUUCUUGCUUGAUUCAUUGCGUCUUUUCUAUUCGUGUAUAGAUUCAUACAUACGGUUCUCUUUGCAUGAACUUUCUCUUGUGCCAUUGCGGGUGUUUCCACCUCUGUUAAAACCCCAGGCACGAUUCUUUAUACCGAAAUCAAUAUUUGUAUUUUUAUAUUUGAAUAUUUGUAACUCGGAACGUCUGAUAUUUAAUAGUCCAUGAACAAAAACAGGGUGCGCAGAUACACAGGAAUAAAACAAUAUCAGAAAGGACAGACUGAAUGUUAUUUCAGGGAGGGGACGUAAUUAGAUAUCAGUAUUUUAUUGCUUUUCAUUGCAAUAAGCGAACGCAUCUUAUUUGUUAUUAAUAAUGACGUGGAUAGAAAAUACAAUUUCAGUCAUGUUCAACAGCACAGUUAUAUCGAUGUUUUAUUCAACAUCUCGGUUGUUUAUUUAUUGAUUUGUUUGUAUUCUUUUAAAAUGUUCGGUGUAUGGUUUAUUGUGCAUGAAUAUGAAUAUUUUUCAACAUUAUAAACAAGCAAAAAACUGUACACAAAUGUCGCAACAUUAUACAACUGACCUGAAUGAAUAAAUGGAUUUAGAGUAUUUAUCUAU
This is a messenger RNA of Misgurnus anguillicaudatus (oriental weatherfish), 1644 nucleotides long. It is a transcript of the gene camk2n2b, whose product is annotated as calcium/calmodulin dependent protein kinase II inhibitor 2. Gene Ontology annotation, biological process: negative regulation of protein kinase activity. The record is from RefSeq and is a predicted model, not a curated record. Lineage: Eukaryota; Metazoa; Chordata; Actinopteri; Cypriniformes; Cobitidae. Gene Ontology annotation, molecular function: protein kinase binding; calcium-dependent protein kinase inhibitor activity.